Rosa chinensis is the source of this 263-nucleotide messenger RNA. RefSeq lists its product as uncharacterized. The record is from RefSeq and is a predicted model, not a curated record. Lineage: Eukaryota; Viridiplantae; Streptophyta; Magnoliopsida; Rosales; Rosaceae. The coding region runs from base 1 to 180 and encodes 59 amino acids. The transcript has a single exon.
AUGGACCAACUAAAUGACUGCAGCAUGGUAGCCAUAUUGCUGUGUUUGGUUGUGGCAGCCUCAGUAUUGUUUCUGCCAUUGAUCAUGGGGCCUCUUCACCCCCCAUCGUAUCCUAUUCUGCUUGUGAUUCCGAUUGUGCUGGUGCUGGCUAUCAUUUUCCUCCACCAAGCAUCGAAGUGACGUCGUGUACUCUUCCGUCACGUUUAUGCGUCUAUCUACUUGAUGUAAUCUGCAAGUAUUGAAUAAAAUUUAAGCCACAUUUA